Molecule: messenger RNA, 414 nt
Organism: Opisthorchis viverrini
Lineage: Eukaryota; Metazoa; Platyhelminthes; Trematoda; Opisthorchiida; Opisthorchiidae
Exons: 2
Coding region: 1-414 (137 amino acids)
Biological process (GO): microtubule-based movement
Cellular component (GO): cytoplasm; cytoplasmic dynein complex
Molecular function (GO): dynein intermediate chain binding
Source: RefSeq, a predicted model, not a curated record
AUGGAGACGGGAAUUAAGGGCAUUAAUGACACUGAGGCCAACAGAGUAUCGGACAAACAAAACUCUUAUAUCAUAAGACCGCCGUUCGACCAGAAAUUUCGUCCAUCAAUAGUGAAAUCAAUAUUAAGCCAAAUUCUGAAAGAACGCCUCGAAAACGAAGCAUACUCACCCGAAAUUACACACGACCGAUGUAUUGAAAUUGCAGAUGCGAUCAAACAGACCCUGAAGAAUACACUAAACCUGAGCAGAUACCGGUACCUCGUGCAGGUAAUCAUUGGUGAGCAAAGAGGCCAGGGUGUCAAGGUAGCGUAUAGGUGCUACUGGGAUGCGGACACUGAUAACUAUGCUGAAGCAUCUUUUAUGAAUGAAUCACUUUUUUGCGUUGCGUCAGCCUUCGGUGUAUACAGUUACUAA